Messenger RNA from Cottoperca gobio, 1246 nucleotides. It is a transcript of the gene pvalb6, whose product is annotated as parvalbumin 6. The record is from RefSeq and is a predicted model, not a curated record. Lineage: Eukaryota; Metazoa; Chordata; Actinopteri; Perciformes; Bovichtidae. Gene Ontology annotation, cellular component: cytoplasm. Gene Ontology annotation, molecular function: calcium ion binding. Bases 247 to 576 code for a protein of 109 amino acids. The transcript is spliced from 5 exons.
GCACCCUCCUCCUCUUCCUCUUGUAUCGCACAGCCAGCCUGCUCUCGUCCACUUUAUCUCUCUCUUUAUACCUCUCACUCUCACCCUCUCUGCUCUCUUUUCUUUAAUCUCUCUUUCACAUUCUUUCUAUCUCUUUCUGUCCUUCACUUCUCUCCAGCCGCCAGAAGCUCGCCGGCUCGCUGCUCCUCCUUGAACUACUGAGAAUUCAGAAGCACUCGGGACAAAGACCCUGUCACUGGAGCCAAGAUGGCAAUGAGCAGCAUCCUCAGCGCUGAUGACAUCAAGAAAGCUCUAGAUGCAUUUGCAGUUGCUGACUCCUUUAAUCAUAGGAAGUUUUUUGAGAUUGUGGGUCUGAGGGCCAAGUCUUCUGACGAAGUGAAAAAGGUCUUCUUGGUGCUGGACGCCGACAACAGCGGCUACAUAGAGGAAGAGGAGCUCAAGUUCGUCCUGAAGGGUUUCGCCUCAAAUGGCAGGGACCUGACAGACAAGGAAACCAAAGAAUUUUUAAGAGCAGCCGACAAGGAUGGCGACGGCAAGAUUGGAAUCGAUGAGUUUGCCGCCCUGGUGAAAGAGUAAACAGUCGCCCAGUGUGACCGACUAGCACUCCAAGAUCACCUUCCAACCACCGCUACAUCCCGACACCCACUCGCCCCUCCUCCCUCCCCUGCACCACCCCCUCCCUGACUCCCAGCCCACCAGACUGCAGCCAAUUCCUGCUCCACACUUCCUCAACCUCUCCCCCACUGCUGUCUUUGCUAAGUGCAAUGCUGCACUAUAGGAAGUAAACUGUGGUGUGUCUCCCCACCCAUCUCCUUAAAUGUCCCCACAGCUACAGUCAUCCUAUUUAUUUUAUCCUUUUUAUACAAACUGUUCUUGUUUCUGUUUCUGUAUAGAUAUUAAACAUGCCUGCAAGAAUAAACCUCACAUUUUAAAGCAUAAAGUAGAUAUUUAAAGAAAAUAGAGAUUAUAAGAGAAAGACCCUAAUGUCCUUCUGUAUUUCUGACUUCCUCUCACUUUCCCUCUUUCUUUCUCCCCUCUCCUGUUUUUCUCUUCUCUUUGUCGAUGUAACUCCUGCCACUGUUCCCUUCCUGCAUUCGCUCCCCUCUCUCCCUCCCUUCCACCCCGUCACCCCAUCUAUCUAUCUAUCCGUCCCUUUCUCCUCUGGUAAUGAGCUGUUGUAAAACAUACCAAAAGAAGAAAGCGGUCAAGCUGUGAAAGAAUGAAAUAAAAUGAGAAAAAAAACAAA